AUGGCUUCAGCUACAACAGAUCUCUUGAUUGGCAAAAUUGUAGGCAUCCUCGAGAAUGAAGCAUCCGCCAUAGCCGGUGUUGGUGAUCAAGUUGAUGAGAUAAAACAGGAGCUUCUAUACAUGAAAUCCUUCCUGAAAGAUGCUGAGGGCAAGGAACCACACACGGAAGGAGAGAAAACGUGGGUUACAAUGGUGAGAAAUUUGGCCUUUAAAGCUGAAGUUAUCAUUGACAAAUUCAUGUAUGACAUGUACGAGGAGCAAAGUCAAGGUAGAUUCGCGAGGUGGCUCCAGAAACCCAUUCACCUUCCAAAGAUUCUUUGGUAUAGGCGUCAAGUCACGAUUGAGUUACAGAAAAUCACAAGAACGAUCAAAGCCAUUCCAGAGAGGAAUCAAAGAUAUGGUGUUGGUUCCCUAAGCAGUUCGUCUAAUGAUAAUCACAAAUGGGUGAAGAACCAAGCGGAUCAGUCUUCUCUUUUCAUUAAGGAAGAUGAGCUCGUGGGGAUUGAAAGAAAGAAGCAAACAUUGAUGGAAAGGCUGAUGAGUGAAGAACGACACCAAAUGGUUGUGUCCGUGGUCGGUAUGGGAGGAUCAGGGAAGACCACUCUAGUUGCCAAGACCUUCACCGAUGAAACUAUAAAGAGAUAUUUCGACUGUUAUGCAUGGAUAACUGUUUCCCAAACCUACGUGAUUGAAGACUUAUUUAGAAGCUUGAUCAAGGAAUUUCACCGAUCAAGAAAGGAAGAGGUCCCUCCAAGCAUAAGUUCUCUUGAACAUACAGAACUGGUAGAGAUGCUUCGCAACUACUUGGAUGCUAAAAGGUACCUUGUUGUACUAGAUGAUGUGUGGGAUAUCAAACUUUGGGAAAGAGUAAGGAUAUCGCUUCCAGAUAGAAGAGCUCUUGGAAACCGGAUCUUGCUUACAACUCGAAAUCAAGAAAUUGCAUUGUAUCCUUUUGGAGUAGAAAGCCAUGUUUAUCGAAUUGAACUCCUGGAAAAGGAUGAGGCUUGGGAGCUCUUUAACAAGAAAGCAUUCUCAACUUAUCAUGAGCAAUGCUGUCCACCAGAGUUUGAAUCAUUAGCUUCGGAACUUGUGGAAAAGUGUGAAGGCUUGCCUCUUGCAAUCGUGGCCUUAAGUGGUGUUCUGUCUUCCAAGGGGUCCCCUACAGAGUGGAGCAAAGUGUACAACAGCUUGAAUUGGCAGCUAACAAACAACCCUUUGCUAAAACCUAUGACGACCAUCUUGUUGCUUAGUUUCGAUGAUUUGCCAUAUCAAUUGAAGCAUUGUUUCAUGUACUGUUCCCUUUUCCCAGAAGACUAUUUGAUCGAUGGAGAAAGGCUCAUUAGAUUGUGGUUGGCUGAAGGAUUUGUUGAGCAAGUUGACGGGCUUACACCGGAAGAAGUUGCAGAGAACUAUCUUAUAGAACUUAUUCGUCGUAGCAUGCUAAAAGUUGAAGAUCGGACUGACAUGGGAAAGGCCCUAGCAUAUAAAAUGCACGACAUUUUGCGGGAGCUUGCUCUAUCCAUGUCACAAAAAGAAAAUUUUGCUGCAAACUACGUUGGGAGAGAAAUGAGAAAGGUUACAGCACGUCGUUUGUCAAUUCAAACAACUGAAGGAGAAAUUAGCUCAAUAAAAGGUUUGUCAGAGCUCCGUUCUUUUCUUUUCUUUGUCACUAGCACAUUUUCACUGCCUUCUAGAUCUAAAUUGUUGAAGGUUCUAGAUUUGGAGAAAGUCCCCAUUGAUAAGCUCCCAAGUGGAUUAGUGUAUUUAUUUAACUUGAGGUAUUUAAAUUUGAGGGGAACUUCAAUUAAGGAGCUUCCAAAAUUUAUAGGAAGACUUGGAAACCUUGAAACCUUGGACAUAUCACACACCAAAAUAGAAGCACUUCCAAGAGGAGUUUCCAAGUUGUUAAACCUGCGCCAUCUACUUAUGUACCAUCACACUUGGGACGACGUUGGAUUUAAAUACCUCAAGGGGACACGAGUACCAUCAAAUAUUAGUGAGUUGAAGAAAUUGCAGGUGUUGGAAAAAUUUGAAUCAGACGGAAACAUUGCAGGACUCAUUGGAAGUAUGACCCAACUUAGACAGCUUGGCAUUACGAAUGUGAAAGGAAGUGACGAAAUGGACCUCUGUGACUCGAUUCAAAAGAUGAAGCAGCUUCGCAACUUGAGUUUGACGGCAACGAAUGCAGAUGAAUUUCUUAAGGUCGACAAGCUAUCUUCACCUCCUCCACAUCUUGAAAUUGUUUCUUUAGCUGGGAAACUGCACAAAGCACCAGUUUGGUUUUGUUCACUGCAAAGCCUCACACAUCUCCAUCUGCAUUGGGCUAAACUUGAAAACGAUGAGCUACUACCUCAAAUUGAAGCAUUGCCAUGUUUGGCAAGUCUUGACCUUUUUAAUGCCUACAUUGGGAAGGAGCUGUACUUCGGUGGAGGCUUUCCAAAGCUUACACGUUUAGUUUUGUCUAAUCUCCUCUUUUUGAGUAAGAUCACUAUAGAAAAAGGGGUUAUGCCAAAUCUCAAGUCUCUAUUUCUUAAUAGCUGCAUUGAAUUGAAGACAUUGCCACUGGGUAUUGAGUACCUUCUUAAUCUAAACACAUUGGAAUUGGUGUAUCUUCCAACGCAACUUGUAGACUCCAUACGAGAAGGAGGUGUGGAUCGUCCAAAGGUGCAACACAUUCCCAAAAUCCACAAUUAUUACACAACAUCGUCUGGAAGUACGUCUUAUGAAAGCCUGUCCUAUACAUAG
Prunus armeniaca (apricot) is the source of this 2745-nucleotide messenger RNA. The record is from the annotation of a GenBank genome assembly. NCBI's taxonomy places the organism in Eukaryota, Viridiplantae, Streptophyta, Magnoliopsida, Rosales, Rosaceae.